Linum tenue is the source of this 371-nucleotide messenger RNA. NCBI's taxonomy places the organism in Eukaryota, Viridiplantae, Streptophyta, Magnoliopsida, Malpighiales, Linaceae. The record is from the annotation of a GenBank genome assembly.
AUCAGCACUGCCACCAUCGUCUUCUUUCCUAGAUCUAGAUCGGCGACUAAGGUGGACAGUAGCGAAAGCGGCUUAAGCUUCCUCGUUCUUCAAUUCGGCGGCUACCUUCAACCGCUACCCGACCAUUUGCAUGAGAUAGAGAAAUCUGGCGGAGAAUCAUUUGUUUGUGGGGGAGCAGCUCUGCUUCAGGGUCAAUCAUCUGUUUGACAAGAUAAAGGGAGGAGAAGGAACAGAGCGGCGGAGGAGGAGGAGCGGGCGAGAGAGAUAACAUAAGAGUUAGGGGGUGCAAUUGUUGGGAUGACAAAAUGGCGGGUCGGAUUUUAUUAUUUUUGGGUUAAUUUAGACUGAUUGGGCAAUUUCAAAUGACCAAA